AUGCAUGGAUCCCAAGGCCCACAGAGACGCCUUAGCGGUGCCCCCAUGUAUCCUAACCAAUACGGCAUUAGUCAAGACCGCCAGUCUCAAAUGAGUGGUCCACACCAAUUUGGCCAGCCUCACCCUGGGCCGUCCCCACUCAACUUGCUCAACGACGACUUGCCGCAGCACAAUGAGUACUUCAGUGGACCACGGCUGCCCAAUCCUGCAAUGCCAGGGGAAGACGGUAAAACCCAUUCAUCCCCAGGCACAACUGAGCAGCGUACACCUUCCCUGUCUAUGCACGGUGUCAAUAAUUAUAUGAACCCCCAGCCGGCCGGUACACCAUACCUUGGUCAUGGACACUUGCACACUCCUUUCUCAUCAGGCAGUGAGCCGCGUUCUCGCUCGCAGUCCUUGGCACCAGGUGGAGGCCACGACCAUGAAUAUAAUCAGUUUGCACAACCUCAUCAAUCACACGGUGCGGGAACAUACCCAUACCAACGUGGCGGCUUGCUUUUCCAGGACCAAACUGGAGACAUGCAGUACUCGGGUCCACAGGGUAGAACUGCCAGUGCCAGCGAAUUGCUGCAUCUGUCUGAAAGCAUACAACAGUUUUGUAGUAAUAUUACGACCUCAAACAAUGCACUUACAGCACAAGUGCAAACACUUCAAGGCGAGCCAUCCAGUAGUGCUUCUAAGCCAGGUAUCUUCAAGAGAGAUUUCAGCUGUUCGGAGAGUGGGAGAUAA
Suillus subalutaceus is the source of this 729-nucleotide messenger RNA. RefSeq lists its product as uncharacterized. The transcript is spliced from 3 exons. Lineage: Eukaryota; Fungi; Basidiomycota; Agaricomycetes; Boletales; Suillaceae. Bases 1 to 729 code for a protein of 242 amino acids. The record is from RefSeq and is a predicted model, not a curated record.